UCCAGGCUGCAGCAUGCUGUCUGUAGGACGGGGACUGCAGCUGGGGCAAACCCAUGGGGGCACCCGCACAGCCCCCUGGACCGGCACCGUUAUCUCUUGGAAGGAAGGCUGGUUCCUCCUCAUCUCCCUCUUCAUCUCCUUUCCCCAAGGGACAGCGUGGCCCUAUGACUACAGGUAUUUGUACAACCACUGCCCGGGCCCAGAGUGGAACGUCAUGUGCAGGGGCUGCUGCGAGUACGAUGUGAUCCGCUGUAAAUGCCCCCUGCAGGGGACUCCGGUGGGCUACGCCGUGCCGUGCUGUCGCAACGCCAUCAAUGAGUGUGACCCCUGCAUAAUUCACCCAGGUUGCAGUAUAUUUGAGAACUGCAAGCGUUGUAACAAUGGGACAUGGGGCCCCAGGGAUGACUUCUUCAUUACUGGGAAAUACUGCGCUGAGUGUCGGCCUGGCUGGUCCGGUGGAGAUUGCAUGAAGUGUGGGGGAGUAAUCCAUAAGAGGCAGGGCCAUUUGGUGCUUGAGAGCUAUCCCAACAAUGCCCGAUGUGAGUGGACCAUCCAGAUGGACCGACCCUUUACUAUAGAACUCAGGUUCAUGAUGCUGAGCCUGGAGUUUCACCAUUCUUGUCAUUAUGAUUAUGUGGAGGUCCGAGAUGGUGACAGCAUCAACUCGGGUGUUAUCGCUCGAUUCUGUGGGAACAACAGGCCUGUCCCGGUUCACAGCUCAGGAAACAGUCUGCACAUACUUUUUGUGUCUGAUGGUUACAAGAACUUUGAUGGAUUCUUUGCCACUUUUCAGGAGAGCUCAGCCUGCAGCUCUUCUCCUUGCCUGCAUGAUGGGACUUGUGUCCUGGACAGUUCCUACACUUACCACUGCGCCUGUCUGGCUGGCUACACGGGCAAGAGGUGUGAAAAUGUGGUGGGAUGUCACAGGCCUCCAGUACCCACCCAUGGAUCCACAGAGGGAUUGUUUCAUCAUUCGGGGGCUCGCAUCACUUUCCGUUGUGACCCUGGCUUUGAGCUGCGGGGCUUCCGUACUGCCAUCUGCCUGAAGGAUGGCUCCUGGAGUGCUCCUGCCCCACAGUGUGUGCCCGUGGAAAGAGUCUGUACUCUACCACCCAAGCUGAAACAUGGGGACCACUUCCUGGUUUACGGACCCAAUGAUGUCCUCAUUGCGCUACAGUACAUGUGUUACCAGCCCUAUGAACUCAGUGGGGGCUCCCAGAGAGCCUGCCUCCCCAACAACACCUGGAGUGGCACUCAUCCUGUUUGCACCCAAGUUAAUAACUCUCUCACUGAAGCAGAAAAGGAUAGGGACAAGACCAAAGAGACUGGGAAAGGCCAAGAAACCGAUAGUGACAAAGAUAUCAGCAAAACUAAAGAGAAAGGUCAAGAGAACACAACUGGAGUAAAAGAAAGUGCUGGAGGGGGAGAUAUAAACACUGGGCAUGAGAAUACAACAGCAGUCGACACAAAAGAUAAAUACACUGGUACCAUUCCAGAGGAAACUGUGUCUGAGGGUGGGAAUGAAGGAGAGCUGGAAGAAAGACAUACUGGAUUAGAGACACCAACUGGAGGAAGCAAAGAUAAAGUGGAUAGUGAAAGCCCUGACAACAGCCUGAACACAGUUGAAAAUAAAGUACCUGAAGUAGGGAAACCACCUGAGGAAAAAGAAGGUGACCCAAAAACAAACUUGGAGACAGAUAUCACAGAAAUAAUUGUGAAAAAAGACAAAGGUCAACAAGAGAAGGAAAGAAAAGAGGAGCAGGUCAAUGGAAAACGGGAUCAGGGCAAAGUGGGCCCUAAUGAUACGAAGAUGACGACAGUCAUAGCUGAGGAUGACAACACAGUGGAGAUAAUUGAACUGGAAACAACAAGGAACAGCACAGGUAUACGUGAUACAAAGGACACACAGAAGGAAAACAAUACCAUAGGUUCUCCAGAGCUGGGGAAGAAAAUCCUUCCCACUACAAUCAACAUUACACAGUACACCCUGUACAGAGGUGGCAGUGAACCAAAGGAAACAACAGUUAAAGAGGACAAGACUGAGAAGGUCUCCACUGAGAAAACAAAAGAGGAGUUGCAGAGGGAGAGGGCGGAAAAAGAAAAGGAGAAGGAAAUCAAUGAAAGCUUCCCUGAGAAAAGCUGUCCACCUGUCCCUCGACUUUACCACGGCUACUACCAGCUGGUGCCUGGGAUUGAGUCUGAAACAGUGGAGUUCUUCUGUAACCACUCCUAUGCUCUCAGUGGUGAUGCCCGACGUACCUGCAGGCCAGAUGGUACCUGGAGUGGCACACAAUCUUUCUGUGUCCGAGCAUGCCGUGAGCCCAAAGUGUCAGAGCUGGUAAGACAAAGAGUUCUGCCUCCUCAGGCAACCUCCAGAAAGACACCUGUGCACAAGCUCUACUCUUCUGGGCUGGCAACACUGCUCCAGUCUGACGACCCGACUAAAGGCCCCCCCGUGCAAUCCCAGUUGCCAGAGGGUUUCCACCACCUUUACUCGCACAUAGAGUACGAGUGUGCCUCUCCCUUCUACCACCAUUCUGGAAGUUCUCGCCGCACUUGCUUGAAGACUGGGAAAUGGAGCGGGCGUCAUGUGUCCUGUUCACCAGUGUGUGGGAAGCAUCCGACCUUUGACCCAGAGAGGCCGGCAGAGGCUCACUGGCCUUGGCUGGCAGCCAUUUACCGCCGCUCUACCAACGGAGCUAAGACCAAGGUGACCAAGGCAGGCAGCCAGGCAGGAACACUGAAGGGGAACGGUGGAGCAGGAACUGGCAGCUACAGUCAGCCCUCUGACUGGCAGCUGGUGUGCAGUGCGGCUCUGGUCAACCAAAAGAGGGUGGUGGUCGCAGCACACUGUGUGACAGAGCUGGGGAAAGUGUAUCCUCUGGAUGCUGCGAAAAUCAAGGUGGUGGUAGGGAAGCAGUAUCGUGAUGACCACAGGGAAAGUAAAGGUCUUCAACACCUGAGGGUGGCCUCCAUAGUUGUUCAUCCAAACUACGACCCCAAUAUCCUCGACUCUGACAUAGCUGUUGUCAAGUUACUGGACAAAACAAGAAUCGGAGAAAAAGUCCUGCCCCUGUGCCUCUCAGACAGCAAGGGAAAAGAGGCUACCUCUGAGCAGGGGCUUGUGACUGGCUGGUCUCCUCUGUCUGAUGCAAGUUUAGGUCCUGAUGAGAAGGCAAGGGUCGGGCUUGUUCACCUUGCUGAUGUAGUCCCCUGUGAGCAGCAGUAUGCUCGUAACGGCGUGCCAGUGGGCGUCACGGACAAUAUGCUCUGUGCCAGCCAGAAGCCUGACUAUGAACCCUCUAACAUAUGUCCCUCUGACAUGGGGGGAAUCCUCGUCCUCCCCGCCCUCUCUGAGAACCAAGCCAGUAGCAGGCAAAAUCCGUCUCUCAGCACACAGGUGCAGAGGGAGGGUCAAGGGCUGUGGAGACUUCUGGGACUAGUGAGCUUUGGCUAUGACCAAGGGGAGUGUAAUCCUGACCUCUACACAGUUUACACACGUGUAGCCAACUUCAAAGACUGGAUAGAGAGCAAUAUGAAAUGAACAUCUUACUAUAUGACGUUGUUCCCAACAGCUUCAUAUCUUACAGUUCUGUUACAUCUUUUUUCUGUUUUUCAGUGCUUAAAAAAAUGUUUUUCUUGCACAAGGGCAUUUUCUUUCUCAAUGCAGAAGCAUUGGAAACACUGGACAACACAGUGCUCUAACUGAAGGGGGUGCUAACACAUUAGAUGUGCUGGGAAUCAGCAUUCCAUCAGAAGACUUCAGGUCCCUCAGCCUGAGGAUAGAGAUUUGAAAAUAAACAGUAAACCAUUACACACCUCUGGCUGACAUGGUUUGUGUUGUACUCAAUAGUAUGUAUAUGUUGUAAUGUACUGAAUUAUUCUAUCUAUUCAUAUGACACAAGGGAUGUAUAUAUUGUAUCAACAGACAUAAAAAUGAAGACGUUUUUUAAUUAAAGAAUGUGUUAAAGGGUGUGUUAAA
Molecule: messenger RNA, 3982 nt
Organism: Eleginops maclovinus (Patagonian blennie)
Lineage: Eukaryota; Metazoa; Chordata; Actinopteri; Perciformes; Eleginopidae
Gene: pamr1b
Product: peptidase domain containing associated with muscle regeneration 1b
Exons: 14
Coding region: 14-3544 (1176 amino acids)
Biological process (GO): proteolysis
Molecular function (GO): serine-type endopeptidase activity
Source: RefSeq, a predicted model, not a curated record